Molecule: messenger RNA, 960 nt
Organism: Anopheles coustani
Lineage: Eukaryota; Metazoa; Arthropoda; Insecta; Diptera; Culicidae
Gene: Uch
Product: ubiquitin carboxyl-terminal hydrolase
Exons: 3
Coding region: 137-823 (228 amino acids)
Biological process (GO): ubiquitin-dependent protein catabolic process; protein deubiquitination
Cellular component (GO): cytoplasm
Molecular function (GO): cysteine-type deubiquitinase activity
Source: RefSeq, a predicted model, not a curated record
UUGCCGGCUUGCAAUUCGGUAAAUUGGAUUGCAUAGUGGGAAAAUUGGAUUAGAGUGAAUCACCACACUAGUGUGAUUUUGCAACCAGCAUUUGAACUUAUUUUGCCAUUUACCUCAAAGGAAACUAGUCGCAAAGAUGGAUUGCUGGCUACCAUUGGAGUCCAACCCAGAUGUAUUGUCCAAGUACAUGACUGACCUAGGCGUGUCUCCGCUUUGGAGCAUCGUCGAUAUAUAUGGAAUGGACGACGAGCUGUUAGAUAUGGUGCCUAAGCCACUGAAAUCGCUCAUUUUCCUGUUCCCUUGCUCGAAGGCGCAUGAGGAAAGACGGGCAAAGGAAGACGAAGAAUUGAAGAGUAAAAAUAUCGUACAUCCUGAGAAACUUUUCUUCACCCGUCAGUACAUUCACAACGCGUGCGGAACCAUUGCCCUGAUCCACGCCAUACUGAACAACCCAGACAUCGAGGUUGAAGAUGGCAGUGUCCUUAAGAAAUACUUCGACGAUGCCAAAAAUCUUACUCCCGAAGAGCGCGGGAAACUCCUGAACAAUAGCAAGGAAUUUAUGGAAAAGCACGAGUCAAACGCACAGGAGGGGCAAACCGCAACGCCAGAUAUCAACGACGCGGUUUAUCAUCAUUUCGUGGCAUUUGUGCAUGUUGAUGGAAAGUUAUACGAGCUAGAUGGAAGGAAGAAUUUCCCGGUUGAGCACGGCAGCACGUCGCCGGAAACGCUAUUGAAAGACGCAGUGCAAGUUUGCAAGAAAUUCAUCGAGGUUGAUCCCACUGAAGUACGUUUUACUCUGUUGGGGCUCGCUCCAACUCAGUAAAACGGCUAAGACAUGUCAUCGUUCAUAAAAAGAAAGAAUGCUCUCAAGACGUUGCUGCUUUUUAAGCUUAACAAAAUUCAUUCAUGGAAUCUAUAAACUUAUCCAUUGGAAAUAAAUCGCGCUGACAAAGCUUUAUA